AUGUUCUCCACCUUUAGCCUCCGAUCCCUUCUCACUUUCGAUCCUUCCUUCUUUACCGACAGUUUUCACACCUUAAUCGACCACCCUCAACUCCCUAACCUCCCGCAAUCUGCCACCGACCAAACUCCAUACCUCAACGACAACAAAAAUCUCCUCAAAGUCCCCAAAACCGAAUGCCCUCUUAAUCUUCCUCCACUAGAAGAAUAUCUCCCACUUCAACAACAACCCUUCAACUUCCUCCCCCAAUCCUACCCACCUUUUCAAACUUUUCACCGUCUCCCUCAACUCCUUUCCCCUCCACACUCUAACACAAAACGCCUCCGCCACCUUUUCACCGAGGAAACAACUCCACCACAACAGAAACAACCUCACUUUGUCCGUGGAAAAUCUUCUUCUUUGAUUCCUCAGAGCAAGUUAGCAAGACAGAGAAGACAAACUCUAAGCGAGAAAACACGUUGUUUGCAGAAACUAAUAUCAUGGGAUAAGAAAAUGGAUCAAGCUACUCUUUUUGAAGAAGCUUACAAAUAUGUUCAGUUUUUGCAGGCACAAAUCUCUGCUCUUCAAUCAAUGCCUUCUCAUUCAACCACCACCUACAGCGGCGGCGGCAAUGGUGUUUUUGGUGAGUUGAAGAAGCUGAACAGAAAGCAGGCUUUGCAGGGGUUGCACAAACAAAGCUUUGUUCACGGGGUUACUGUGUUUACUCCAUGGAAUAAAUCUCUGUGCUCAGAAAAUCUUCAGAGAAAAGACAACAAACAGCAGCAGAAGAAUAUGUCUGAUAAUGGUUCUACUUCCGACACUUUCUUUCACUAA
Messenger RNA from Vicia faba (fava bean), 810 nucleotides. The record is from the annotation of a GenBank genome assembly. NCBI's taxonomy places the organism in Eukaryota, Viridiplantae, Streptophyta, Magnoliopsida, Fabales, Fabaceae.